AUGCCUAGGGGCAGGGACCCUCUUGUUGUGGGAAGAGUCAUAGGUGAUGUUUUGGACCCUUUUACAAGGUCUGUUUCUCUCAGGGUGGCUUACACUACCAAGGAGGUCAACAAUGGCUGUGAGCUCAAACCAUCCCAAGUCGUCAGCCAGCCUCGAGUUGACAUAGGAGGGGAGGAUCUUAGGACCUUCUACACUCUGGUCAUGGUGGAUCCUGAUGCACCCAGCCCAAGUGACCCCAACCUGAAAGAAUAUUUGCAUUGGUUAGUCACUGAUAUCCCAGCAACAACUGGGGCAAGUUUCGGCCAAGAGAUGGUGUGUUAUGAAAGUCCACGGCCAACAAUGGGGAUUCAUCGCUUUCUUUUUGUGUUGUUUCGGCAACUGGGAAGGCAAACUGUGUAUGCUCCGGGAUGGCGCCAAAACUUUAACACCAGAGACUUUGCCGAGCUCUACAAUCUUGGAUCACCGGUGGCUGCGGUCUACUUUAACUGCCAAAGAGAAAGAGGCUCCGGCGGAAGGAGAAUAUAA
Molecule: messenger RNA, 525 nt
Organism: Argentina anserina (silverweed cinquefoil)
Lineage: Eukaryota; Viridiplantae; Streptophyta; Magnoliopsida; Rosales; Rosaceae
Product: protein HEADING DATE 3A
Exons: 4
Coding region: 1-525 (174 amino acids)
Source: RefSeq, a predicted model, not a curated record